AAUCGCAGGCAAUCUCCGCGGACUAUAACGAAAGGUUUUCCAACACUACCAGGACGGGACAGAGUGCUGCUCCUUGUUUGUCCUUCGCGGGGUGCAGUUGUUGUCCAGGACGUCGUCGAACGCAAAGAGCAUGACUCUCGGGCACUUGUGGUGUUUCGUCGGUUUUCUCUGCGGCGUCGGCUCAGUGUCCGGUCAGCGAGCCUCCUGCUACCUGCCCCUGAACAUGGGCCACUGCGUCGAAGUGAGCACCAUGUACUUCUACGACAAGUUCGCGGGGACGUGCCGACCUUUCUCCUACGGAGGAGCCGGGGGCAACGACAACCGCUUCGACAGCUUCGGCGACUGCAUGGACACGUGCCACGACGUGGGCUGACAGCUGCGCUGUGCUGGGAGGCGUCGUAGGUGACGCCCUCUCUGCUGGAGAACCGUACGAAUAAAGCGAUCCACCUUGCGGUUAA
This is a messenger RNA of Dermacentor andersoni, 458 nucleotides long. NCBI's taxonomy places the organism in Eukaryota, Metazoa, Arthropoda, Arachnida, Ixodida, Ixodidae. The record is from RefSeq and is a predicted model, not a curated record.